Rhodofomes roseus is the source of this 1998-nucleotide messenger RNA. Its product is annotated as MFS general substrate transporter. Bases 381 to 1874 code for a protein of 497 amino acids. The record is from RefSeq and is a predicted model, not a curated record. NCBI's taxonomy places the organism in Eukaryota, Fungi, Basidiomycota, Agaricomycetes, Polyporales, Fomitopsidaceae. Gene Ontology annotation, cellular component: membrane. Gene Ontology annotation, biological process: transmembrane transport. Gene Ontology annotation, molecular function: transmembrane transporter activity. The transcript has 14 exons.
AAACUUCCUUCCACUCUCCUCCACCGACACGCUUGCGAAGUCUUUGCCUCCCACAUCGAGCUGCUUAAUCAAUGACCAUACAAUGACAUCAACACAACCAGUAGGACAAGGCAAACGCCGCCGCUUCCGGUCGGCAUGCCGCGGCGGCCGCCUCAAGCAAUAACCAUCCAAUGAGACACUCUGUUAUGACGGUGAAUCAUUGUGCACCAUCGUGACCCUCACAAAGACCGGCGGCUGUACGUUCACAUUGCUCGUAUUGUGGGUAGCAAAAGUCCGGGAUCGAGAAAUCGGUAGUCACACGGGAGCCUAACGGGCGCCGUAACACGUACCUGUAACCCCGCUCCUCUUCCUCAAUCCCUCUCUACGACAGUCCCGCAACAAUGUCGCCCACCGAGGAGAAGAUUAUGGCCCACGCAGGUGCCCUGGAAGAGGUAGGGAAAUCCGAAGUCGCUGAGAUCGAGGAGGCACAAGGAGACGCGGCGGCCGCGGAGAAAUUGCUGGAGGAGAAGAGGCUCGUCAGAAAGCUCGACGUGCGCAUUAUGCCAAUCGCCUGCAUACUCUACCUCUUUGCGUAUUUGGACCGAAGCAAUCUUGGGAACGCACGCCUCCAAGGGCUCCCGCAAGAUGCGCUGGGAGGCGAUCCCACGGGCAAUCUGUAUGGCUGGGUCAAUUCGGUUUUCUUCAUUUCAUACAUCCUCUGCCAAAUUCCCGCAACGGUCAUCUCGAAGCUGUUUCCUCCCCGUACAUGGAUAGGUUGCUUCGCAAUCGGCUGGGGGGUCUGCUCGACGCUCUGUGCCGCCGCGUUCGAUUUCGCAGGGCUCGUCUGCGCCCGCCUCGGGCUCGGAGUAUUCGAAGCAGGAUUCGGACCCGGCAUUCCCCUCUACAUGUCACUUUUCUACACGAAAGAGGAGAUGGGCCUGCGCAUGGCAUACUGGUUCGGCUUCGCGGCGGUCGCGGGCGCAUUCGGCGGCCUCAUCGCCUUCGGAGUUCAGCAUGCCCAUGCUGCCAUAGCGAACUGGCGAUUGUUGUUCUUGAUUGAGGGGUCGCCAACGAUUCUGUUGGGCAUCGCGACGUUGUUUUUGCUACCGAACCGUCCGGAAGAGACCAGCUAUUUGACCGAAGAUGAGAGAGCGCUUGCAAUUCAGCGAAUGAAUAGAGGAACCUCCGGUGAUACAGGGAGGGUGUUGAAGAAAAAGCACAUUUUGGCUGCGUUUCUGGACUGGCGGAUAUACGCUGUGGGAGUGAUCUACUUCGGAGCAAACUGCGCCCUGGCGUCCAUCUCCGCAUUCCUACCCACCAUCAUAGCCACGUUUGGUUACACCGACGCCGUCGCUCAGCUCCUCACCGUCCCGCCUUACGCAGUCGCGGCCGUCUUCCUAUGCCUCAACUCCUACGUCUCCGAUCGCCUGCAGAGCCGCGGCGUCUUCGUGGCCUAUGUGAGCGCCGUGGGCGGGCUUGGCUACAUCUUGCUCCUCACAGUCAUGGGUAACACGCACGUCCGCUACUUCGCCGUGUUCUGCAUCACGAGUGGGACGUACACUGUCAUCGGGAUCGUCAUCGCGUGGUUCUCGCACAACUUGGGCUCGGAGACGAAGCGGGCGACGGGUAUACCGAUGUACAUGGCCAUCGGCCAGUGCGGGAGUAUCCUGGGCUCGAAGAUCUACCCCACGACGGACGGGCCGCACUACAUCAAAGGACUUGCUGUGUGCUGCGCCCUCCUGAUUCUCUCCUCUCUGGUCGCCCUCGUCCUCUCGAUCUCCUACCGUCUGGAGAACAGUCGCAGGGACAAGCUCUACGGCAGGCCAGACCCGGAUGCCACGGUAGACACGUCCGAACUCGCCGAUGCCGCCCCGAACUUCCGUUACGUUGUUUGACGAACCUCACGAACGCGCGCGAAUGUUGUUGUCAGUGUUAGUGGAGCGUUGUACGAAAGUUCCCCUUGACCAUGACAAUGUAUUGUACAGUACGCUUGAUAUCAGAGACGCGCUUGGUUCACUA